UCCCCGACACAAAGCAGUUACGUAAGCUUGACACUGCAGAAUCGGAGCAGAGGGGAGGGGAAUCGGAAUGGGGCUCUCGCCGUCGCCGUCCUCACCGGAGGGGAGGUGGGACGACCUCCCCGACGAUAUAGCCAUCGCCGUCGCCUCCCGCCUCCAGGAGGCCGACGUGUGCGCCCUCGGCGGAUGCUCCCGGUCCUGGCGCCGCGCCUGCGACGCCAACUUCGUGUGGGAGGGCCUCUUGCGCCGCCGCUGGCCGGCCACCGCGGCCGCCAUGGCGGCCGGAGGGGCAGGGGCUUCCCGUGCGCAGGGAUGGAAAGCUCUCUACAUCAACAACCAUGGAAGAACUGCUGUGGCUAUCUCUAGAGUGGUUGAAUUUGUGGAGAGCAGCACACAUAACGGGUCGCUUGAAGCUGAAUGUUAUCUGAAAGCUAUGUCUGAUUUGGCACUGAUGGAGGAUAUAGGCUUCGUCAAUGUCCAGUUUUUCUUGCUUUCAAGAAAUCGCAGUGCGAUAAUAAAUCUUAUUGGAUUGCAUUACUCCAUUGCAUAUUUGCAUAUACUGGUUCAGCGUGUCACACUCUGCUGCACUGAGGUCAAGCUUCAUUCUGUCUUUUUCCUCAAACAAGGCCAAGUUUUGUUCUCGAAGCUUAUGUUAGCUUGAAGCACUUCAGGUGUUUAAUAGCAGACUAUGCACACCCCCAAUGAGGUGGAUAAAGCACUUCGAGCUUGCCAGGUAGCAGAAAGAAAGGUGUGUGUGAGCUUGCUCAAGCUUGGUCGAUGGUUCUAUGGUUUUAGGUUGCCCGAUGACUAUGAGUCGUACAAAAACUCACUGAGCUGGCUCACCAGCGAUGACGGGGCAAAAGUUUUAGUCAUUCUCAACCGUGGUGCUGUCCAUGAGGUAUUUCGUCUCCAGGUCAGUUUGGUGGGUACAAAUAACUGAACUUUAGUAUGCAAACAUCUGUACUUGGCUUUGCUGGACCUUUUGUAAAUAUAUGCCAAUCCUUUUGUAUCUUGAUGCCCUCGUGGCACUGCUUUGAUGUAAAUGGAAGUAUGGAACAAUAGAGAUGGGGAAAUACCAAACACUGUUGCUGUAUAGUCCAAUAUAAAUAAUAAACUCGCCAUGACGUGUGACUUUGGUGUAUACACACGUUGGUGACAAAUUGACAA
Molecule: messenger RNA, 1164 nt
Organism: Triticum aestivum (bread wheat)
Lineage: Eukaryota; Viridiplantae; Streptophyta; Magnoliopsida; Poales; Poaceae
Exons: 5
Coding region: 68-658 (196 amino acids)
Biological process (GO): protein polyubiquitination; SCF-dependent proteasomal ubiquitin-dependent protein catabolic process
Cellular component (GO): SCF ubiquitin ligase complex
Molecular function (GO): protein binding
Source: RefSeq, a predicted model, not a curated record